UCUACACAAUCCACUGCAAAUUGUUUCUUGCUGUCUGCGAACAUGGCGAUGCUGCAACCACGACAGCCCACACCAGCCGCGUCUUAGUUAAUUUCUUUAUGCAUCACUCUGCUUGAUCCAUUCAUCCUAGCUGGUGUCUUACACGCCACAAUGCCGUCGUCACCAUCUUCUCGGUCCCCGGAGAUCAUGAGCGUCUCGUCUGAUUCCGAGGAAUCCGCGCCUGUGAUCGGCGGUGGCGGGUUCAUCGUGCAGCUGGUCUCGAGGGAUGUCUCCGACGAGCUCCUCGGCAAGUUCGCGGACACCAGCGAGUUCGACUUCGACUACGACCGGAGCGGCCUCUGGUCGCCGCUGGUGCUGCGGCCCGAGGUCCUGCUCCUCGCGCACGCGCAGGCGUCGUCCCGGCGACGGCACCGGCGGUGGCGAUGGCGGAAGCGCAGGAAGAUGCUCUGCUGCUGCUUCUGA
Lolium rigidum is the source of this 462-nucleotide messenger RNA. RefSeq lists its product as uncharacterized. The transcript is spliced from 2 exons. Lineage: Eukaryota; Viridiplantae; Streptophyta; Magnoliopsida; Poales; Poaceae. Bases 151 to 462 code for a protein of 103 amino acids. The record is from RefSeq and is a predicted model, not a curated record.